GAAACUGAUGCACUUCAUGAAGAAAACGCACACUUAAAGAUGUGUCCAGUAAAGUGGGCACCUCCGGAUUGUAGGGCAUUCCGAGUUUUUCUGGACAUGAGAGAGAAAGUUGCUGCGUGCUUAUUUGGAGAUCCAUAAAAAAACGCGCACGCUUCGAGCUUGCACUGGAGGACCAGUCAGUCUUUCUUUUCUUGUUUUUCGGACUCUCUUUAUAGGAUUUGCUUCUUUGUUUUCGUAUUGGGUGUUUGUAUGAAGAAAAGCGUGUAGUACUUAGUGAUCGUGGAGCGGUGGGCACUUCAGUGGGCAUGUGGCUCCUGCGCGCCGCCGGAAAACGCGCCUGCGCUCCCACCAUCAGCUGCAAGCUCCGCGCCCGAGCCUGACUUUCUCUCCGGCUUUUUGCCGACUUUUCUCAUCAACACCAAACCAUCAUGCGAUGAGUCAGCUCGGACUGGGAUUAGAACCAGGAACGAUUAGCCUACAGGAGGUGAAUGAUGGCUGAGGAUGGAGGUAAUAUUUCCGAGGAGCAAAGAGCCAGCGAUGGAGUUAAUACGUCUUCGCUUCCCAGGACCUUUAUCCGACUGAACGAUCUGUCCGGGGAAGGAGAACGAGGGGCCGACGAAGUCCACGAUGAAGGAGAGAGAAGGGAGAGCGCGGGAGGCCCGGUGGCCGAGGAGACGGCGUCGGCUGAGGGGGGCGAGGAGGCUUUGCCCUAUCCCUCGCUCGCGCCCGUCGUCUUCUUCUACCUGAAGCAGACGACCCGUCCCAGGAGUUGGUGUCUGAAAAUGGUCUGCAAUCCAUGGUUCGAGCGUGCCAGUAUGCUGGUGAUCCUGCUGAACUGUGUGACAUUAGGAAUGUUUCACCCGUGUGAGGACAGUGACUGUGGUUCAGAACGCUGCAAAAUCCUAGAGGAUUUUGAUGACUUCAUUUUUGCAUUUUUUGCUGUGGAGAUGGUGAUAAAGAUGGUAGCUUUGGGAAUCUUUGGCAAGAAGUGUUACCUUGGGGAUACCUGGAAUCGGCUAGACUUCUUCAUUGUGCUGGCGGGGAUGCUGGAAUACUCUCUCAAUCUGCAGAAUGUCAGUUUGUCAGCUGUCCGUACUGUCAGAGUGCUGAGGCCUCUCCGAGCUAUCAACCGAGUGCCCAGUAUGAGGAUAUUGGUGACGCUCCUGCUGGAUACUCUCCCCAUGUUGGGAAAUGUGCUGCUGCUUUGCUUUUUUGUCUUCUUUAUCUUUGGGAUCGUCGGGGUCCAGUUGUGGGCCGGGUUGCUUCGGAAUCGCUGCUUUCUGCCUACAAACUUCUCCCUUCCUCAAAACCUACAGCUGUACAAACAUUUCCAAACUGAAAAUGAUGACGAGAGCCCAUUCAUCUGCUCUCAACCGCGGGAUAACGGCAUGCGACAGUGUAACUCCAUCCCCAGACUGCAUGAAGAGGGUCUGCAGUGUCAGCUGGACAUGGGAGCCUACAACAGCACAGAUAACACCACCUGUGUGAACUGGAACCAGUACUACACCAACUGUUCUGCUGGGAAUGUCAACCCAUUCAAGGGGGCUAUCAACUUUGAUAACAUAGGCUAUGCAUGGAUUGCUAUCUUUCAGGUCAUCACUCUGGAGGGUUGGGUGGACAUCAUGUACUUUGUCAUGGAUGCACACUCCUUCUACAACUUUAUCUACUUCAUCCUCCUGAUCAUAGUUGGCUCAUUCUUUAUGAUCAACCUGUGCCUGGUUGUCAUAGCCACACAGUUCUCUGAGACAAAGCAGCGUGAAAGUCAGCUGAUGAAGGAACAGAGAGUACGAUUUAUGUCCAACGCCAGCACACUUGCCAGCUUCUCAGAGCCAGGAAGCUGCUAUGAUGAACUCCUGAAGUACUUGGUUUACAUUGUUCGCAAGACCACCAGGCAGUUAGGCCACCUAGCCCGUGCUGCUGCUCGCCGAGCAGGCCUGAGAGUACGCGCCUCUCCCGUCCUGGAACCUCCGAACUCCAGGAGACGGCGACACCGACAGCGCCAGGGAUCGAUCCACCACCUCGUGCACCACCAUCACCACCACCACCAUCACUUCCAUAUGGCCAAUGGUAGUGUCCGCAGUGACAUUUCCCAAGAGAUGGAAGCAUCCCUGAGAAACAUGACCCGGAAUGGUGCAGGCUCCGGGCGACUCACCCUGCCCGCCAUAACCCCUCUGCAGGACCCUUCACCUACCUGCUCUGGGGCUCUUGUUUCAAGCAGUGCGGAGUCUGUACACAGCAUCUACCACACUUCAUGCCACUUUGAGCCGCUGCGUGUGCCCCCAUCUGGCAGCUCAAUGCUGCAGGCCUACAAGAGGAACUCUGUGCCGUUUGCUGCACCGGUGCAUAAGAACUACCCGACCCUGCAGCCCCGCAUGCCCCUGGAACAGUUCAGACAGAGAGCACUGGAGCCCGGAAGUUCCAACUGCACUUCUAACAUUAUAACCAACCUGAACAUCCCACCUAAUCCAAUCAACACGUCCCAGUGCCUGCAGGAGGUGCAAGGGCCCACAGGAAACGUCCCCUACAAUCUUCCCAAUACCAACUGCAGUGGCACAAACUUGGACGCAGCUUUGAGGUUAGACCCCGAGACCUGCCCCUACUGUACUAAAUCAGCAGGUAAUGAUUCAGAGGGGACCGAAGCCAACGAGACGGCAGACUCGGACAGCGAGGGAGUGUACGAGUUCACCCAGGAUGCUCACUAUCGGGACAACAGGGACCCUAACAGGAAGAAAAAGAAAAAGUUGGGGGCACGGGCAGCGAGAAUAGUGCACUUUUGGAGACUGGUGUGCGAUACGUUCCGCAAAAUUGUGGACAGCAAGUAUUUUGGACGAGGAAUCAUGAUCGCCAUUCUCAUCAACACUCUCAGCAUGGGGAUUGAGUACCAUGAGCAGCCUGAUGAAUUAACCAACGCACUGGAGAUCAGCAAUAUCGUCUUUACCAGUCUGUUUUCCCUCGAGAUGCUGCUGAAGCUACUGGUGUACGGCCCGUUUGGCUACAUCAAGAAUCCCUACAACAUUUUCGACGGCAUAAUCGUGGUGAUCAGUGUCUGGGAGAUUGUUGGCCAGCAGGGUGGCGGAUUGUCAGUGCUGAGGACCUUCAGAUUGAUGCGGGUGCUGAAGCUGGUACGCUUUAUGCCAGCUUUGCAGAGACAGCUGGUGGUACUGAUGAAGACGAUGGACAAUGUGGCAACAUUUUGCAUGCUGCUUAUGCUCUUCAUCUUCAUCUUUAGUAUUUUGGGGAUGCACCUGUUCGGAUGCAGGUUUGGCUCGGAGAGAGACGGAGACACGAUGCCUGACCGGAAGAAUUUUGACUCUUUGCUCUGGGCCAUUGUUACAGUGUUUCAGAUCCUAACCCAGGAAGACUGGAAUAAGGUGCUGUAUAACGGCAUGGCCUCCACCUCGCCCGUAGCUGCUCUUUACUUUAUUGCCCUGAUGACGUUUGGGAACUAUGUGCUAUUCAACUUGCUGGUGGCGAUAUUAGUGGAGGGUUUCCAGACUGAGGAACUGGCUAAACGGGAAGACUUGCAUGCUCAGCUGAGCUGUAUUCAGCUACCAGUAGACUCGGGGGGGGAUGGCUCGAAAUCAGAGUCAGAAGCAGAUUUGUACGCACAAAGCAUCGAUGAUGUGCGCAGAAGCAAAAAGGACGUGUCAGCUUCUUCUGUGGUACCUAUCAAUGGGCAUGUUGACCUGAAGGCCAGUCUUACACCCCCUCUAAUAACCCACACGGCUGCUACGCCCAUGCCUGUGCCUAAGAUCUCAGGAGCAGGAGAGGACUUUGCUCUGGGUCACGACUCACGCCGAGGCAGCAACGUGUCCAUGGAGCCUGGAUGUCAUGACAAGACUUCGUCGAGUGUGCGGAGCUCCCCUUACGCCCCCUGGAGUUCCGGCAGCAGCUGGAACAGUCGCCGCUCCAGCUGGAACAGUCUAGGCCGGGCCCCGAGCUUGAAGAGGCAGAAGCAGCAGUCGAGCGAGCGCUGUUCUUUGCUUUCUGGAAACGGCCACUCCAGUUCUGACGAGGAUGAGGCAGGAGGGGUCAGCGGUAGCAGGGGGGUGUUGGAAGCAGACAAUGCCUCUCUGGCCAGGACAGAUUCUUUUAGCCGGAGGACUCGGCACAGGCGCAUGGAGUCUCUGGAGACGCGCAGUUCUUUCGACCUGCCCCAGGACACACUGCAGGUGCCGUAUAUGCAUCGUUCAGCCAGCAUCCACAGCACGCGACCACCUAACCUGAUCGGCAACGGCAAGAGCUCGCCGACGGGAGCUACCACCCAGCUCUCGCUGGAGGACCCUCAUAGUGAGGAUGACAAUGCUGAUGAGGAGGGAAACCUGAGUCGACGAGCACGUUUGUAUCGCUGGCUGGAGCAUAAACAGCCUGAAUGGUGUCGACAGAGGAGCACCUGGUCCUUGUACCUUUUCCCUCCAGAAUCUAGGUUACGUGUGACCUGCAAUAAGAUCAUCAGCCACAAGAUGUUUGACCACGUGGUUCUUGUCAUCAUCUUUCUGAACUGCAUUACCAUCGCCAUGGAGCGGCCCAGGAUCGACUCAAGAAGUGCUGAACGCAUCUUCCUGACGGUGUCUAACUACAUCUUUACUGCCAUCUUUGUGACCGAAAUGGCCAUCAAGGUGGUAGCAUUGGGCUGGUGUUUGGGAGCGAAGACCUAUUUAAAAAGCAGCUGGAACGUUCUGGAUGGAAUGCUGGUGAUGAUCUCAGUCAUUGACAUCCUGGUGUCCUUGAUCUCAAAUAGUGGCACAAAGAUCCUUGGAAUGCUGCGUGUGCUGAGGCUUCUGAGGACCCUGCGCCCCCUCCGAGUGAUUAGCAGGGCUCCAGGACUUAAGCUGGUGGUUGAAACUCUGAUGUCGUCCCUCAAACCAAUCGGAAACAUCGUUGUAAUCUGCUGUGCGUUCUUCAUCAUUUUUGGCAUCUUGGGGGUUCAGCUGUUCAAAGGGAAGUUCUAUGUGUGCCAAGGCGAAGAUAUACGGAAUGUAACCAACAAAUCUGACUGCCUACUUGCAAAGUACAAGUGGGUCAGACACAAGUACAACUUUGACAAUCUGGGGCAGGCCCUGAUGUCUCUCUUUGUACUUGCUUCUAAAGACGGCUGGGUUGACAUUAUGUAUGAUGGACUGGAUGCUGUAGGGGUGAAUCAGCAGCCCAUUAUGAACUACAACCCCUGGAUGCUGCUCUACUUCAUCUCCUUUCUCUUGAUUGUGGCUUUCUUCGUGCUCAACAUGUUCGUGGGCGUGGUGGUGGAGAACUUUCACAAGUGCCGGCAGCACCAGGAAGCCGAGGAGGCCAAGCGUCGCGAAGAGAAACGUCUGAAGCGGAUGGAAAAAAAGAGAAGGAAUAUGUUGACGGGUGUCAGUUGGUCCAGUCCAGAGGGCAGUUUUGCAGAGGCUCAGUGUAAACCUUACUACUCGGACUACUCUCCGACUCGCCUCCUCAUCCACAAGAUGUGCACCAGCCACUACCUGGAUCUGUUCAUCACCAUUGUCAUCGGCCUCAAUGUCAUCACUAUGUCCAUGGAGCAUUAUCAUCAGCCCAAGGUCCUAGAUGAAGCACUGAAAAUCUGCAACUACAUCUUUACCAUUAUCUUUGUCCUGGAGUCUGUCCUCAAAUUUGUUGCAUUUGGAUUUCGCCGUUUCUUUAAAGACAGGUGGAACCAGUUGGAUCUGGCUAUUGUGCUGCUGUCCAUCAUGGGGAUAACUUUAGAGGAGAUUGAGGUUAAUGCCUCACUUCCCAUCAACCCUACCAUCAUCCGCAUCAUGAGAGUGCUCCGCAUUGCCCGUGUGCUAAAGCUCUUGAAGAUGGCAGUGGGGAUGCGAGCUUUGCUGGACACGGUUAUGCAAGCACUGCCUCAGGUGGGGAAUCUGGGUCUUCUGUUCAUGCUUCUUUUCUUCAUCUUCGCAGCACUGGGAGUAGAGCUCUUUGGUGAUCUGAUAUGUGAUGAAACACACCCUUGUGAGGGCCUUGGUCGAUAUGCCACUUUCAGGAACUUCGGAAUGGCCUUUCUGCUCCUGUUUCGUGUGUCCACUGGGGACAACUGGAACGGCAUCAUGAAGGACACACUGCGGGACUGCGCUCAUGACACUGGAACGUGCUACAACACAGUAGUGUCGCCCAUCUACUUCGUCUCCUUCGUGCUGACGGCUCAAUUUGUUCUGGUAAACGUAGUGAUCGCCGUCCUCAUGAAGCACCUUGAAGAGAGCAACAAAGAGGCUAAAGAGGAGGCAGAGCUGGAGGCAGAAAUGGAGCUGGAGGCAGUCGGGGGAGAUGGAGGAAUGACCGGAGGGCAUAUUUCCCCUCUGGCUCUAGGAGACAUGGGUGGGCCUGUGGGGUCUCGAUGGAUCACCAGAGACUCUCAGGACAGAGGUUACCCCACUGAUAGCCCAACAGCAGCCAUACGCAGAGACUCGACAGCACACUCAAAGGUGGAUCCACCUCAGUAUCAAGAGCCCGAAUUACCGCGGAGGCGCAUGCUUGACUCGGUAUCCCUGGUGAUCCAGGGUUCGCUGGAAGGAGAGCUCAGCCUAAUGGACAACCUUUCAGGCUCCAUCUGCCACCACUACGCUCUACCCCCUCUCCCCAGCAAGUACUGCACUGAAAAACAGAUCCCCCUAGCUGAGGUGGAAACUCUGUCCCUGGCGUCUGAGAAAUCCUGGUCCUUAGCUCUGACGGAUGACUCUGUCCCUGAUGAUUUUAAUCCCCCCUUACUAACCAGUCUGGAGUGCAAUAAUUCAGAUCCUCCAGAUCGCGCAGAACCGGUGCAGCCCCCUGAACUGGUGAAGGAACACAUGCUGGGUGUGAAAAAGACUUCAGUGGGGCGAGCACUCUCCCUGCCCAACGACAGCUACAUGUACCUGCCCCUGCAGCCCAAUCCGACCUCCACAACCUGCAUGACCUCAGCUCGGCACGCCCAGUCAGGCUCCAGCAGCUCUGUUCAGUCUCAGAUGGAGGAGACCGCACAGCACCUGAACGUACCCACGGAGCUCUUCCGACCCAUCAGCCCCCACAGCCUGUCCGACUCCGAGUGUGUCCCUCGCAUUCCUCCGCCGCGCUGGGGGCACUCCCACACCCGCACCCUGCGCAGACAGGUGGCAGUGAGCACAGAUUCUCAAGAGGCUCUGCACACAGGAGGGGAGAUUGAGAGAUCCACGGGGCUGGGAGAACCCUCCACUGCCCCUGCCAGCUUCCCAGCCUCGCAGCAACACCCUCAGACUUCGCUGUUCCAUGUCCCUUGUACGCCGGGCACCUCUGAAAAACCGACAUGUGGCAGCGUGCACACGCAGCAUAACCCCCAUGACCAAUACAACAUCUGCUCAAGACACCAAAACCCCUCCCCCACCUGCGAUAAACCCGCCAAGGACGACUCGGUGGAUCAGGAGGUGUCUCGGAUAAUCCGAUCAGGAAUAAAAGGAAGCAUUGAUCAGGACUCGUUCAGAGAAAGCGGGAUUGAAAGUAGCUUGGGUGAGAAUCGCGCUUCAUGUCUGAGGCAGUUGAAGAAAUACCACAGCGCCGACGUGCAGUGUCGACGCCCACCGCUGCUCCUGCCUCGGCCCUCGUCCUGGCUCGACGACCCGCGACGCCACUCGAUCGAGGUAUGCCCGUCGGCAGAGAGCAGCCCUCAACGUAGUUCCGUGUCCUCCGGAUUCAUCUCGCGCACAAACAGUCUGCAGCAGACCUCGCCCCGGACCCGCAAGAAGAAGAAGAUGAGCCCUCCGUGCAUCUCUAUAGACCCUCCCGAAGGGCUGGAGCUUCCGGAAGACUUUCAUACAUUGGCGGGAACAGGCGUGGGAAUGAUACCACCCCCUGUGCCCAGCAGAGACACGUGUUUGAGAAGGAGAGCCCCGUCCAGUGAAUCCAAGGACUCUUUCGAUCUGGGUGCAGGAGAUGCACUGCCCCAGGAAGGAGUUUCUAACCCCAAGCUGUUGACUUUGCCUAACUUCUCCUUUGAGAAGACGAGCUCUGAGCACUAAACGUGUAAAUGCACAUAGAUGCACAUGAACCUACACAAAGAGGCACUCGGUGUUUCCAUGACAAUGAUAGUCAUAGUAAUAAUACUAUAGAAUAAUAGUGCUAAACACAAUGAUGAAUAAUUCAUGAAGAAUAGUGAUUAUUUUUUGUUUUUUUUUCUUUACUGCCAAAAAACAGAAACAAAACUACACUGUACUGAGAAUAAACCAAGCUAAUAACACGUGAUCUCUCUUCCAUCAUGCCGGACGAUGCGUCCUGGCGAAUCUAUGACCUCCUUUCGGACAUUGGUACCGGGGCCGAACAACAAGACACUUUUUUUCUGGCUGAAAACAUUUGGUGACUUAUAGCAAUGUAUGGUGAUUUUUCUUUCUUUGUUUGUUUUUUCUUUGCUGAGAACAGUGAUGAAGGUACAAAGCAAUAUGAACGUUUAGAGACACUAUUUUCUUAAAUUAUUUGGCCGUAGUAUUUGUACAGGAUGUAGAUUUUUUAAUUUCAUUCGGUUUAUGUCUUUUUGUGACUUCUUAAUGUUUAAAUUGUUUGUUGGUUUGCUUAAUUUUUUUCACAAUAGGAUAUUUUUAGCUUUAUAGGGGGAAAAAAAGAACCAUUUUUUAAAGUGCCAAGAUCCAUGUAUUUGUAGUAAUAGUAAUACUGAUAAUAUAUAUCUGAUUACACUUUUUAGUUAUUUUAAAUACGAGCAGCGGUCAGAGUAAAUUAGAUCAUCAGAUGUAUGAUGUAUGAUGUGUUUGAUGCACUACAAUGCAUACUGCCCAUAGCACAAAGACGCCUCAUUAUUGACUCGUUCAUCAAAACACAAACGUGACGUGCUGCCAUUAAUUCCAUUAGGAACUUUGUGACGAUGCCCAGUUAUAUGCAUUCAAUUCUGUAGCCUUUUUUAAACUAAAAAAUAAAAUGUAAAGUUUUCAUUUCUUAGAACAAAUACACAUUAUUGAAACUA
Messenger RNA from Trichomycterus rosablanca, 8923 nucleotides. RefSeq names its product calcium channel, voltage-dependent, T type, alpha 1G subunit (gene cacna1g). Gene Ontology annotation, biological process: calcium ion import; calcium ion transmembrane transport; membrane depolarization during action potential. Gene Ontology annotation, molecular function: low voltage-gated calcium channel activity; voltage-gated sodium channel activity. NCBI's taxonomy places the organism in Eukaryota, Metazoa, Chordata, Actinopteri, Siluriformes, Trichomycteridae. The record is from RefSeq and is a predicted model, not a curated record. The transcript is spliced from 39 exons. The coding region runs from base 489 to 7970 and encodes 2493 amino acids. Gene Ontology annotation, cellular component: voltage-gated sodium channel complex; neuron projection; voltage-gated calcium channel complex.